This is a messenger RNA of Chaetomium globosum CBS 148.51, 1803 nucleotides long. RefSeq lists its product as uncharacterized. The transcript has 2 exons. NCBI's taxonomy places the organism in Eukaryota, Fungi, Ascomycota, Sordariomycetes, Sordariales, Chaetomiaceae. Bases 1 to 1803 code for a protein of 600 amino acids. The record is from RefSeq and is a predicted model, not a curated record.
AUGCACCUCGAGCCAACCCCCCUCCCACCCGCCCUCAACCACAUCCUCGAAUCCAUCACGCGCGUCUCCGCCCUCGUCCAGCCCGCCUUCGGCCUCGCACCACCCUCACAACCCCACCACCACCACCACCACCACCACAACCGACAACAGCAGGGAGAACAGGGACAAGCCGACACCCCCCCCACCAAUAUCUCCCCCGACGGCGUCGCCAACCCCAACAGCCGACAAGAGCGCGGCCACAAGCGCGUGGUGCGCGUGCGCUACGACCUGAACCACGCGCGCUCGCUGGUGGAGCAGCUGCGGGGGCUGUUUUGCGACGACGAUGCCGGCGCGGGGGGUCGGUGGAAGGGAAUAGAGCGCGGGCGGAAGGGGCUGGUGGAGAUGCGGCAGGUGGCGGCGGUGUUGGGGGCCGGAGCGCUGGUGUUGUAUUGUUUGGAGGGGGCGUUGGUGGAGUUGGGGCGGUUGUAUGAGGUGGAGGAGGGGAUAAGGAGGGGGGUGGGGGUUGGUGUUGGGGUUGGGGUUUCUCGUGGGCCGGAGGGGAAGGAGAGGGAGGAGAGGGAGGAGAGGGAGAGGGAUGUGGAUGUGGUAAGGUGGAUGAGGCAUGAGAGGAGGGGGGAGGUGUGGGAUUUGAUGAAGGGGGUGAAGGACUUUGGGACGGCUGUUUGGUUUUUCUUGACCAUCUUUGAGAGUCCAUCACCUGACGAAGCUGCGACGGGCCGAGCGAACCUGGUGACGGCGGUGGCUGAUAUUAUGGUCAAGGACAACGCGCUGUCCAAGACGAUCCACAUAUUAUACCCGGACUUGAAUCCAAGAUUGAGCAGCUUGGAGACAGCAGGUAUCUCGACCAUGGGCGGAUCGUCCCUUGGAGUAGAUACACUCAGAUCCAGUGGCGAUGCUGUGGUCUUCGGCUCAGCUACGCCCUCUGACAAAGCGAACAUCACUUACGAUAUCGACGAUAGUGGGGAUUCCGACUCUGACUCCGAGCCCGGGAUAGACACCCCUACAUCAUCCGUAUUUCCCAUCUCGGAACCAGACGAAGAAGGGCCGGAGCUAGGCUACCAGUUAACCCUGGCGGCCAUCCUCAACCCCAGUGUCGUCCGAGUGCCAGUCGCCAUGUCCGUAAACCCGCAUCCCUACAAGGCACGGCCAUGGCGCAUCACAAACGAGCAUCCCCCAUCCUCCCUCAACCUGAGCUCCCUCCGGGUCCUGACCGUGUCGACCGCUGGUAUCGACAUCUCUCCGCUCCCGGAAGACAUCCACACCUCGCUCCCGCCAAGCGCCCCUAACAAAACCCUCUCCGCCGACGCCGUCUUCCAACUCCCCGACAUCACCGACGAGAUUGUGCUUGACUUCUUCCGCCGUGCACUCCAUGUCUCGCGCUUCGCGGCACGGUUUGAGAACGGGAAGUUCCCGUACACGGGGUGUGGCGGUCGCUCAACCGAAGAGGAGGACAAGCUCGGGGGUCUCCUGCCGCGGCAACUGCGCGAGCUGUGUACGGAUCUCUACGAUGAACUUGUCAGACGGAACGUGGAGGACCAGAACAAGGGCCAGAGGGAGAGCGCGGACAGGGCACAAUUUGUGGAGCCAGAGGGAUUCAAUGCUAAGAGGAGGCGUGCGAGGGAGAAGUUGGCGGAUAUGGAAGACGAGCAUCUGGUUAAAUUCAUUGCCCUGGCGCUGAGGGAGCUCGAUAGGCGGUGCGGUGCUAAUGAGUAUGAUGCUUCGCGGGCCGCCGAAUGCCGCGCCGUUGCUGCCCUAAGGUUGGAGGGUGCUUCGCGCGAUGAGGCGGAGGAUCUCCAGGGAUGA